This is a messenger RNA of Plutella xylostella (diamondback moth), 981 nucleotides long. The record is from RefSeq and is a predicted model, not a curated record. NCBI's taxonomy places the organism in Eukaryota, Metazoa, Arthropoda, Insecta, Lepidoptera, Plutellidae.
AGGGUGUUGACUAUAAUGAAACCUUUUCGCCGGUUCUUAAAUAUUCAACUUUGAAACUGUUGUUUGCUAUUAGUGUUAACUUAGAUUUAAAUAUAAGACAUUUUGAUGUCACAACUGCCUUUUUAAAUGGCCAUCUCGAUGAAACUGUGUAUAUGCAAUUGCCCCAGAAUUUAAAAUGUGAAGCUAAUAUGAGUAAAGUCCUAAAGUUAAAAAAGGCCAUUUAUGGACUCAAACAGUCAGCAAGAGCCUGGUAUAAAAAGGCUGAAAAUUGUUUAAUUGAGCUAGGUUAUAAGAAGUCUGCUUAUGAACCAUGUUUAUUUGUAAAAUGUGACAGUAGUGAUAAAACUUAUAUAGCUCUCUUUGUUGAUGAUUUCUUUGUGUUUUCGAACUGUAACAAAGAUCUGCAAAUCUCCAACGAAGUGAUGCAGGACUUCUACAACUUCUGGCGCGAGGACUACGAGCUGGUGAACCGCGAGAUGGGCUGCGUGCUCAUGUGCAUGGCGGCGCGGCUCGACCUCGUCACCGAGGACCUCAAGAUGCACCACGGCAACGCGCACGAGUUUGCCAAGAAGCAUGGCGCAGACGACACGAUGGCCAAACAACUGGUGACCAUCAUCCACGAGUGCGAACAGGGCGCGGCAAGUGUACCGGACGAGUGUGCGCGCACCCUGGAGAUGGCCAAGUGCUUCAAGACCCGCAUCCACGAGCUCAAGUGGGCGCCGUCCAUGGAGGUGGUGCUGGAGGAGGUCAUCACCGAGCUCAAGAACUGAGCGGCUGCAGCCUCCUUCGUUGCGACUGCUGGAGUCCUCAGAAUAAGGAGUGCGGAGAGGAUGCUGGCUGGUUGCUGGAAGGAGGCGGCGUUUGUGGUUUAAAAUUUGACGACUGCCGGCUUUAGGAAUAAUUUUAAAUUGAAGUCUUUCUCCACCUCCCGUCAGUAUUUUUUUGUAAUGUGGUGGAAGCAAGUGAGUUAAUAAAAAGUUA